CCUCCUCCUCUCUGCAACUGCAACCUCCCCCAAUUUCCCCAACCGAAACCCUAACGUCUUCCCGCACUUUCUCGAGUCCCCACCCCGCCGAUCGACGACCUCCCCGCCGCCGAUGACGACGAUCAGCCUCCGCAAGGGCAACGCGCGGCUCCCGCCGGAGGUGAACCGGGCCCUGUACGUCCGCAACCUGCCGUUCAACAUCACGAGCGAGGAGAUGUACGACAUCUUCGGCAAGUACGGCGCGAUCCGGCAGAUCCGCAUCGGCACCAGCAAGGACACCCGCGGCACGGCCUUCGUCGUCUACGAGGACAUCUACGACGCCAAGACCGCCGUCGACCACCUCUCCGGGUUCAACGUCGCCAACCGGUACCUGAUCGUGCUCUACUACCAGCCCGCGAAGAUGAACAAGAAGUUCGACCAGAAGAAGAAGGAGGAGGAGCUCGCCAAGAUGCAGGAGAAGUACGGGGUCUCCACCAAAGAUAAGUAGACUCCGGUCAUGAAUCGCGUGAUUGUCUCCGGCAGCGUUAGGAGGUUUUCGAUGUGUAAAAGUAUCGGAAUGUUUUGUGGUGUGAUGUAGAUUUUUGACAGAUCAUGCAAUGAAGCCCCUUAUUUGACUUCUUCUGUGGAUAUGUGAAUUCUGACGGUGGUGGUUUAGCUAAUUUCUGUGCACUGGAACGACAUGUUGAAAUUCCGCGAAAAAAUUCACGCAGCGACGUCUCAAUGAAGCGAUUUGUUGAGUGA
This is a messenger RNA of Eucalyptus grandis, 741 nucleotides long. Its product is annotated as splicing factor 3B subunit 6-like protein. Gene Ontology annotation, cellular component: U2 snRNP; precatalytic spliceosome; catalytic step 2 spliceosome. Gene Ontology annotation, biological process: mRNA splicing, via spliceosome. The transcript has a single exon. Gene Ontology annotation, molecular function: RNA binding. The record is from RefSeq and is a predicted model, not a curated record. Bases 113 to 487 code for a protein of 124 amino acids. NCBI's taxonomy places the organism in Eukaryota, Viridiplantae, Streptophyta, Magnoliopsida, Myrtales, Myrtaceae.